UGUCGGUGGGUCUGGGGCUGGCCGGGGCGGCCUGCGCCCUCCUGGGGGUCUGCAUGCUGCUGGUGGGGCCUGUCAUCAUCAAGGAGCAGGUCGUCAAGGCAUAUGACCAAGUUUGGGUUUGUUUUGGCAUACAAGUAGCUUAAUUCCAAGGCUACCCUCUUAAGUAGACCUUGCUUGGCAGCAUCUGUGGAGUACCGCGAGCUGCUGUGCCCAGGUGGGAGAGGGCUGGGGUAAAGGUAGCAGCAGCUCCAGCUGACCGGAAUGUCAGGAUCGACCCCAGCAGCAUCUCCUUCAGCAUGUGGAAGGACAUUCCUGUUCCUUUCUACAUGUCGGUGUACCUCUUCGAAGUGCUGAACCCCAAGGAGACCCUCCAGGGAGCAAAGCCGGUGCUGAACCAGCGUGGACCCUACGUUUACAGAGAGUUCAGGUAUAAAACAAAUAUCACAUUCCAUGACAAUGACACUGUCUCCUUCCUGGAGUACCGCCAACUUUUCUUCCAGCCGGACAUGUCCAAUGGCAGUGAAGAAGAGUACAUCGUUGUGCCAAACAUUUUGAUGAUGGGAGCGGCUGUAAUGAUGGAAAACCUGCCAAACUUCGUGAAGCUUUUACUGAGUGGAGCCCUGGCUGGCCUGAAACAGGAGGCGUUCAUGAACCGGACAGUGAGGGAGGUCCUGUGGGGGUAUGAAGACCCUCUUCUAGACACAAUAAAUGCGAUUGUUCCUGGCCUGAUCCCUUUCAAGGGAAAAUUUGGCUUAUUUGUAGAGUUUAACAACUCCAAUUCGGGACUGUUUACAGUGUACACGGGCAUGAAGAACAUCAGUAGAGUUCACAUGGUGGAUUCAUGGAAUGGACAGAAGAAGGUGAACUACUGGCGGACCAGCGAGUGCAACAUGAUCAACGGGACCGCGGGGGAGAUGUGGCCACCGUUCAUGUCCCCAACGUCACUGGAGUUCUACAGCCCUGAUGCCUGCAGAUCCAUGACACUGGUGUAUGAGCAGUCCGGGAAGUUCGAGGGUGUGCCCACCUACCGCUUCGUGGCACCAAAAACUCUCUUUGCCAACGGCACGGACUAUCCACCCAAUGAAGGCUUCUGCCCCUGCAUGCAGUCCGGCAUCCAGAACGUCAGUACCUGUAGGCUCAAAGCACCAAUGUUCAUUUCCCAUCCUCACUUCUACAAUGCUGACCCAGCCCUGGUGGAUGCCGUCGAAGGCCUUCACCCCAGCAAGGACCAGCACGCGCUCUUCCUGGACGUGCACCCGAUGACGGGCAUCCCCAUGAACUGCUCCAUCAAGCUCCAGCUGAACCAGUACAUAAAGCGUGUGUCUGGUAUAAUUCAAACAGGGAAGAUUAAGCCAGUGGUCCUGCCGCUGCUGUGGUUUGCAGAGAGCGGAUCCAUCGAAGGCGCAGUCCUGAAGCAGUUUUACACCAACCUGGUGCUGCUCCCGUCCCUGCUGGACUACCUGCAGUAUAUCUUCCUUGGGCUGAGUGUCCCGCUCGUUAUCUCAGCAGCUGUGCUCAUGGCAAGGAGUCAGGGAACCGCCACCGAGAAGAGCCCACGCCAUCCCACCAUGCAGAGCAAACCGCCCCCCUCCUCCGAGACCACACCGCUCCUACAUGACACUGUCACACAGAGCCAGGACGACGCUGAAGCCUGAGCCGCUGGCCCCAGCACGCUUCCCACUGGGACAUAUCCGUGCUGGGGACGAGACCUGCUUUGGAUCCCCAGAGCCUUCUGGAAGGUGAAGUCACCCUGGGCAACUCAGCGGGGACCUUGCACGCCAUGGCAAAGCCACGGGACAGAACUGCUGCACUAGCACUCCGGCGCCAGGGCACAGGAGACCGCAUCCAGCCACCCGAAACACAGUGUUCAAGAACCCUUGUCCCCAAGGGGCUGGCAUUGGCCACAGCCCCGCUCUCCCUGUGGGCCAGCAGGAUUGAAGAUGGUCGCUGGGAAGUUAUUUUGCAAUUUAAAACUGCCUGUUGCUAGGAAUAAAAGGCACUUUAAUAGGAGCCUUUAAAAUAAAUGAGGUUUGUAUAUGUAGCACUGAUGGGAUUUAGUGAUCUUUUUAAAAGGCACCGCUCAUUUCAGGCAAACGGAGCUUGCUGUCCUCAAGCCACUUAUGGUUUUAUCGCCACUUGAUGUGACUGGACUACACCGCAAAUCAAUUCUGAGUGCUGUCACUUCAGUGAUGUCUCUCCUAAGGGCUUCCCAGGGUACCUGCAGCCUGCCCGGGGUUGCUCCAGCCUUUGCAUGUGUUGGAGAGCACAGUGGUGACUUUUAAAGCCCCAACUCUGUGCCAUGACCUUGCGUUCCAGUGAUUCCAGUCCAGAGCCCUUUUACUCAGCCUGCUGACUCUCUCCUUGCUUUAGGGUGACUGAGAUGAGCCUUGCCAAAAAACCCGAUGGUACAUCUGACCUGUCACUCAGCUCCUGACAGCUGCCUUCUCAGCCGCCCAGGGUCCGCUCUUCUGGCCGUGCACCGUCGGUGGUGGAGGAGGCCACCGUGUCGCUCCGCCUGUGCUGCCUGAGAGCGGGAAGGGAGCAGGCAGAAGCUCGACCCUCUCCUUGAGCGUCGACCAACAUACUCGUGCUUUUGAGAUGGAGGAAGCUACGUGGGAUCAUGAAAGUAACCAUGGCCUUAGUAAGAUUUGAUGAAACUAUUACAGAUUUCUGAAAUAAAGUCUUGGGGGAUGUGGGGCUGGAUGUUAACUAGGGGGUGGGUGGGCUGGGGUCACUCUUUAGUAGGAAGGAAGCCCCAAGCCCGGGGAUAUCCUCCAGGGAUGGUGAAUCCACCACCUCCCUGGGCAGCCUAUUCCAAUGUUUAAUAACCCUUUCAGUGAAAAAAUGUCUCCUAAUAUCUAAUCUAAACCUCCCCUGACGUAACUUGAACCCGUUUCCCCUCGUCCUAUCGCUUGUCACCAGGGAGAAGAGGUCAGCCCCCAUCUCUCUACAACCUCCUUUCAGGUAGUUGUAGAGGGUGAUAAGGUCUCCCCUCAGCCUCCUCUUCUCCAGGCUAAACAACCCCAGCUCCCUCAGUCGUUCUUCAUAAGGUUUGUCCUCCAGGCCCCUCACCAGCUUUGUAGCCCUUCUUUGGACACACUCCAACACCUCAAUGUCCCUCUUGUAGCGAGGGGUCCAAAACUGAACGCAGUACUCGAGGUGGGGCCUCACCAGUGCCGAGUACAGGGGGAUGAUCACUUCCCUAGUCCCGCUCACCACACUAUUCCUGAUACAACCUCAACAAUUCUAUGAUUCUAUGAUAUUCUUGGCUAACUGCAGAUCAGUAGUUGUCUACCACACUUGCCUUCCCUGCUUCCAACUGGGAAGCGGGGUAUCCCUUAGGAAAGCCAAAAGGGCCGGUGCUGGUGGCUCUGGCAAGGACAGACCAGAGUGGGGGGAGUCUCUGGUCUCUCUUGGACCUGAGGAGCUGUUGGAUGGCUGUGAAAUGGAAACCAUUGCAAUAGUCUAGCACAGCCCUGUGACCUUCUAGUGGUGUAAGCAAUACUUGUCCUCUUGCACCUCCGUCCCUCUUACUAGGCAGGAUGAGCUAAAACUGACACCAGCAGUUCCUGGGCUGGUGCGUUCCUGACUGUCCAUGUCCCCAGUCCUGGGGCUCGGCUGAAGCCGUCUUAUCCCAGAAACAGUUGUGAUAUAGCCCAGGUCACCAAGGGGGAGGGUGGCAGCUACCCAGAACGUGCUCCAUAGCCUGAAACUUGCCUCGAUGCCCAAAGCAUGUCUCGCAGGCAGGAUGGGACCAGCCAAGUCCCAUCUUGUGGCCGGCGCUCCUGGAUUAUUUCUGUGGCAUGAGCCCUCUCGGAGGCCGAUGCUUAAACCACAGCUGUCGUUUCCCUCGGGCCUUGAAUCUGGAACUACCCACCUGCAAACGGGGGCUCACAACCCGCGGCCUCCGCAGGCAGGGACGGGGCAGAGGCAGCGUCCCGCGCAGGGUGCCGCGGCGGCGGCAGCGCCAUGGGCACGGCCCUGGAGGAUGCUCAACCCAUCAGCUCACGCAAAUUAAGACCCAGCUGCAUUUGGCAAAGCUAAUGUAGAAGAUAACUGCCCUUGGGCUCACUUGCUUGAAGCUUUAAUGAUGUACUGGUGCUAAUUGCUGUUGUACAGGUGGAAGCAAAUAAAA
This is a messenger RNA of Chroicocephalus ridibundus (black-headed gull), 4135 nucleotides long. It is a transcript of the gene SCARB1, whose product is annotated as scavenger receptor class B member 1. NCBI's taxonomy places the organism in Eukaryota, Metazoa, Chordata, Aves, Charadriiformes, Laridae. Gene Ontology annotation, biological process: recognition of apoptotic cell; cholesterol efflux; plasma lipoprotein particle clearance. The record is from RefSeq and is a predicted model, not a curated record. Gene Ontology annotation, molecular function: scavenger receptor activity; low-density lipoprotein particle binding; lipid binding. The transcript has 13 exons. Gene Ontology annotation, cellular component: cytoplasm; caveola. Bases 297 to 1655 code for a protein of 452 amino acids.